AUGACGAUGAUUGUUGCAAAUUUAGAUGGUUUCAUCAGUUUGUUAAUAGUUGUAUUUGUUGUAUAUCCUGGCAAGCCUGCUCUAUUGGAGGACUUAACUUCUAAAUUUGCCAUCAAGCUGUACGUGACUGAACCAGGCAAAUUAACUGUCCUUACAUCGCUGCCAUCACCAUCAAGAGCCGCAGUAAGGCAAGCCACUGUCGACAUUUUCAACGAUGCUACCCAACGUCACACUCGUCUGAGAGACGACUUCAUCAUAACCCAGCAGAAUAUUACGUACAAUAACAACUCAAAGGAUGCUUGCGGUAACACUAGCAACAGUAACGAGUUCUUUCCCAUCGUCAGUUAUCAUCUCAUGGUGGAGCUCACUCCACCGCAAUGGAACGUACCACCGGAAGUUCAAGAGUUCAUAACUUGCCGAGUGGAUAAUGCUGAUGCGUACACAUUCAAAGCAAGGCUUGCUUCCAACGAUGAGAAAAAGAAUGAUGACGACGUUGCGUGGUUGGAGGAUGACGAUGAGAACAAUGAGGAAAAUCACUGGCUGCCCAUGAAAACGGAUUGGAACACAUCGCAGUUUCACAUCACCAAAGUGACUUCAAAUGAAACCCACACAAAUUCCUCUUCCUCCUCACUUUCACCUGGCGACACCAUUUAUGAGGUAUUGGUGGACAGAGAGGUGAUUGCGUCGUUACUCAACAAAAGCAUAUUGAAGCUCACGUUGAACAUAUCCUGCCAAAACAUCGGUGAGACGUACAGGACGCACGGCUCAUUUGUCACAUCAACAAUUUUCUAUCCACCCGAUUUGUUGGCCACUCGACAGCCACCGAUCUUCAUCGACCCCUUCCCAAUUAACGACCGCCAGUUGCCGCCGACUCCUCCUCAUCCGCUCUCCUUCUGCCCAACAGUGAAACAGUUUUCAGUGUCUGAGAAUGUGAUGGGCGUGACAAUGGGGGAGAUGUGUUGUGGGGGGUUGUCCAUUCACAAGGAAGAUUCCUUGAGUCUGGACUCAGUGGACAGGAGUGACUUGAUGGGCGUUCGCUGGGGUGGGGGUGGGCACGAGAACGACAGCACCGAUGAUCCGUGGUUCGGGGGUGCUGGUAGUAACGACAGGAGCAACUCGUCAAGUCUUGAUGGCAACAAGUGGCUGACCGAUAUCAUAGAAUGCACGUUUAACGCAAGCGGAGAAAGCACUAGCGAAGAUUAUUCGUCAAACUUUCAAAUACGACAGAACCUGCUGACCUUAGUUGCGCCUCUGAACCACGAGAAGGAUUCAAACGUGGUGAUGGACUACCACUGCCUGUUUGCGUCAUCAGCAACUUCCUCCGAAGACGGGCAGGGCUCCGAGGACACCUCCUCCAUUGAUGCCAAUUCAGAUUCCUCUUUGAGGAAGCAUUGUCGGGGAGUCGUUCAGGUUCGAAAUGUCAACGACCUGAUGCCCAAAAUACUGAGCGAUGACGACGAUGAUGAGGACGAGUUGAAAAACUAUUUGAAAGUGAAACACAAGGUUUACGACUGGAGAUUCAAACAAAAGCAGAUCUUAUACAACUGCCUUGCAUUCGUCGACGACAAGACCUCAGAAAGAAAUGCUUAUCACGUGAGUCUGGGAGGGAGGAGUGACGUCAUUGGAGUUGAAAUCAGUGAUGAGAUUGUGCUUGGAAUGUUGAGAUGCGUCGAUGUUGUAGCUAUAAAGGACUUCAACAUGACGAGCAGUUCUCAGCCUGAAUUACGAAUUGUCAUUGAAAUCAACGAUACGACCUACGUACCGACACCAUUACAUCACCAUGGUGCCGUUGCUAGGGGUCGUCAUCGUUAUAAUGAGGACGACGACGACGACGAUGACAACCGGCACUCACCAAUUAUAAAGUACGACUUUACAUUAUCGUUGACGAGGCACAUGCAGCCGCGUAGACGCACCGUCCUUGAAAGGAUGCAUCUCGACACUUCCCACAUCUCGCCCUACCUCAGGGUUACCACCACUUCAUAA
This is a messenger RNA of Helobdella robusta, 1983 nucleotides long. RefSeq lists its product as hypothetical. Lineage: Eukaryota; Metazoa; Annelida; Clitellata; Rhynchobdellida; Glossiphoniidae. The transcript has 8 exons. The record is from RefSeq and is a predicted model, not a curated record. Bases 1 to 1983 code for a protein of 660 amino acids.